Messenger RNA from Mucor mucedo, 2608 nucleotides. RefSeq lists its product as uncharacterized. Bases 102 to 2597 code for a protein of 831 amino acids. The transcript has a single exon. Lineage: Eukaryota; Fungi; Mucoromycota; Mucoromycetes; Mucorales; Mucoraceae. The record is from RefSeq and is a predicted model, not a curated record.
ACGACAUCUGAGUAUUGCUCUGACUAAAAAAAAAAUCUUUUCACACAACUCUUCUUUCACUUUAUUACAACAACAACCAAACAGAAAAAACAUAAACUUAAAUGCCGUUUGACACUAUUGGAAGAUCUCAAAAACGCAUUAGGUCUUCACCCCUACAAUUUGAUGAAGAAGAUGAUUUUUACUCCAUUUCCUUCGACGAUAAUUUACAUUCACCUUUUCCAAUCAACCAAGAUAAAGAUUGGUUACAAGAAAAUUGGAUACAUGGCAAAAACGACAAAUUAUCGCCCACAACAUCUUCUUCAGAUACAACAGACAAUCCUUCCGUCUAUUCCCUAUCACUCCCAACUACUGAUAGUACCUCAUUUUGGAAACAACCAACCAUAUCUAUGCCUACCACUUCAGAGCUGGAUAUCUGGUCUAAAUUUCAUCUAUCUUACUCUGAUAUUGGAAUCAAUAUGGAAGCCAAUGUUACGAGUGCAUCAGAUCUGCAUUCUCUCAUAGAUGCCUUUAGUAAACUAUGUAGUACAGACUCGUCUGUGGUGGCACAUGACCCCAGCUCCCAAUCACCUCCAAUUCCCCAAUCACCAAUAUCUUCAGGUGAUGACUACAUUUCCUCAAAUCAAUCUGUCACUAGUGCAAGUAGUGGAAUUACUCUUUGUAGAAACAAGUCGCAUAAAUUAAAGCCCGUAAAUUAUUUUGCUACUGUUGGUAGACUUGGUCAGCUUAGUCACCCACAUUCAAAACAUGGUUUAAUUAGUUUAAAACAAGUAGCUGAGGCUUGUAUUGACACUUACUUCACGUGCUGGGUAAGAAAUACUCCUGUGCUACGUCGAGAUGAGUUUAUGACCUGGUAUGAGGCACAAGAGGAUCCGACAAACACCCUUAUUGUAAAUGCCAUUUGCUUAUUUGUAUUUCGACACAUGGUUCUACACCAUUCAAUACCUGGAGUAGAACAUUUUGUUUGUGACCAAGACAAGAUUCAAGAGCAAGAGGAAUAUUUUUUCGAUACCGCUCGUGAAUGUUUAUCACAGUCAUUUGAUAGCCCUGAUCGAUUUACAAUCGUAGCCUUGUUGUUUAUGGUAUUUCGUGCUGAGCCUAGCCGCAGACACCAUUAUGCUGGCAUGGCGGUAUCUGCACUUCAUGAGCUAGAUAUUUAUCCUCGUACUAUUGAUGAAUCCGAUGAUGAAUCGUAUGAAAAAGAAAUGGAUACUCGUCUUUGGUGGUUUGUUUGGGCGUGGGAUUUCUAUCUUUAUUCUUCAGGAUCUGCCAAAAACACCCCACAACCAAGAAUUCCUGGUAGUGAGAUCGACUUUCCAAAAUUGUUGGAACAAGAUAUUGAUGGAGAUGAAACAAGUGUUAUCGCAUACAUUCAUUGCUUGCGCGUUUGGAAAAUCCAAGCUCACCUUAUUUCAACUGUGUACGAACAAGAAUCAGAUAUGACAGUAGAACAACUUCAAGAAUAUGAUCAACAACUCUUGGCUUUCUAUGCUGGCUUACCAGACUAUCUGAAAUUCGACAGUGGCUUUGAAUAUGGACACGAAGAUUUGUUUUUAGCCUGUAUCCGUGUAAAUAUUGAAUACAAUGCCACUCGAAUCAUUCUUCACAAAUUAUUCGUACCUGACCAAAAUGAUCCUCGCCCAAGCCAAUUCUCACUGGAAUCCUUAAACAUUUGUUUAAAGACUGCUUUAAAACAGUUAUCGACAUUAAACUCGGGCUCUUUUCUCCCCAAUGGCAGAUGUACCUUUGAUCGUGAUGAAUUAUGGAGAGCAAGUGAAGUUAUUUCAAUCGCUAUGGAUGUAUACCGUGCUUGUGCCUCAGCAGAAGAUUGCGCAUUGAUUAUCAAAGAUAUUCGUCCGGAAGAAUUCGAGAAUGGCUUAACAAGAGCACUGGAAAUCCUGAAGAAUACCAUGGAAUUCGAAGCACUCAAUCGCAACUGGAUUCAAGUAGCAGAUUGGCUCCAAGUCGAGAUAAGAAGACAUCAACUUUAUUCAAGCCCCCGUUUCAAAACAACAGACUCAAAAAGCAAAGAUACUAAUUCCUCUCUCAAUAAUACUCAUCCUGAUUACUUUCUUGCCAACCUCAAAGCUGAUGCUGAAACCAAAAGACAGGCAGGUAUGGUCGAUACCAACAAAAUUAAAAGCGAACUUUUGCGACGCAUGUCUCGCUCAUCACUCUCUCAAGAUACCAAUUCUAUUGCCAAUGAUAAACACCGACCGGUAAAAAAUACUUACAACAAUAACUCAUCAUGGAUGCAACAUCAGCAGGUGUUCUCCAGCUAUAAUAUCAAAGACUCAUCUCCGACUCCACCUACAUCAACUAUCUUUAAAAACAAUUCUAUGCCCAUCUCAUUUAUGGAUCAAUCUUAUCGAUUUCAAAAUGAAAACACUUCCAAACCGUUCAUCUCCAAAUUUUCAUCUAUACCUGCCUCAUCUACACCUAUGUCCUUUGUACAAUAUCAACCUCAACCUUCAUUAAACCCACCUUCCGAAAUCAAGAGUAAUGUUACUUCCAUCCCUAAGAACCAAUCAAAGUUUAGAUACUUUAGUCCAAGGAAAAUGAACAAAUUUAUGUUCAUUGAUGAUACCCCAGUACCAUAAAACUUUUAUAA